AUGGAGCCAUAUCAGUGCGGAGGACGGAGGGGGAGGCCCGGAGAGAAGGCCCUGCUGGAGGAGGUGCGCUCUGUGCUGCCCCACACCCUGCCUGAUACCCUCCCUACUGCCAAACUCAUCUCACAGACACUGGACCUGUGUCAGGUGCUGAGGGACACGCUGGCUGUGCAUGAAGCCGUGAUGAGGAGCUCCAGCCCCUCCAGCCUGGGGAAGUACAGAGCCCUGGGCUGCAGCAUCCAGAGCCUCCUCCCACAGAGCCCAGACUACCAGACAGUCACACAGCUGCUGCAGCAGAAGGACCAGCACAGAGAGAUUAAGAUUCACCAUGUGUUCCAAGUGAGGCGUGGGGCGGAGCUUCAGAUGUUCAGGGAGGAGCUUGGUAACAUUAAGCCCCUCCUCCACUCUACAAGUCCAGCCAGCUUUGUUGGAAUCCUCUCUCGAGGUCUUCUGCUGCCCCGGGUUGGUGUGGAGUGUCAUGGAGUGGAGCGCACAGAUGUGGGAUUCCUCGGAGGCGGCAUCUACUUCAGCGACUCCUUCAGCACCAGCGUGAAGUACUCCAGGCCCGGCGAGACGGACGGCUCGCGCCUGCUGCUGGUGUGUGAGGUGGCCCUGGGACGCUGCAGAGAGUUGCAGAAGAAGGACCCCACCCUGACCUGCGCCCCCGAGGGCUACGACAGUGUGCACGGGGCCCGCAGCACCCCCAGACAGCACUCUGAGUUUGAGGACGAUGAGUAUGUGGUGUACAGCCCUGAGCAGGUGAGGCUGCAGUAUGUGGUCCAGUACACCCUGCCAGACGACCAGGUCAAGGACUUCCAGCCGUCUGUGGACACCUCUGUGGAAAACAUCCCCCAAGCAGGGACCUCUGACAUCUUGGCCAGUGAAGACAGUGGGGGGUUCGGGGACGUUAAGAACCCACUGGACAGCGUGACCGCUGGUCUCCUGGACAGUGCUGGACAGAUGCUCCCCCUGCAGGCCGUCCAUGUGAAGUGCAAGCUGGUGGACCUGCUAUCUCAGGUCAUCAUCUUCCAGACGUACUCCAACCCAAACACCGUUCCCAUCGAGGCCAAGUAUGUGUUCCCCUUGGAGGAGUCUGCAGCUGUGUGCGGCUUUGAGGCCUUCAUCAAUGGGAAGCAUGUGAUUGGGGAGGUGAAGGAGAAGGAGCAGGCCCGUAAAGAGUACAAACAGGCCAUAGCGAAGGGCCACGGGGCUUACCUGAUGGACCAGGACGCACCUGACGUGUUCACCAUCAGCGUGGGGAACCUUCCUCCCGGCGCCACCGUCCUCAUCAAGGUCACCUUCAUCUCCGAGCUGAUGGUGAAGGCAGACUCCAUCUUCUUCCAGUUGCCUGGUAGCGUGGCGCCCUGGCAACAGAGUUCUGCACUCAAUGAGAGGACACAGGAUACAGUGGAGAAGGUGUGUGUGAGUGAACUCAAUGGGGAGUUUACCCUCAGUUUGUCCAUUGAGAUGCCUUAUGAGAUCACCAGUCUGCGCUGUGAUACUCACCGCAUUCAGACCAAGAGGACGGACUGCAAGGCGGUGGUUGGCACGUUGCCGGGGGAAACGCUGGGAUCGGACGGGUUCCACCUCUACAUCACCCUGUCUGAGAUGCACAUGCCCCGCAUGUGGGUGGAGAAACACCCUGACAAGGACAGCCAGGCCUGUAUGCUGGUGUUUUACCCAGACUUUGAGACGCCCAGAGGGGCGGGUGAGGAGCCCAGCCCUGGGCCUGGCUGCCGGGUGGAGGAGGUGGUGCUCCUGCUGGACUCCUCCGAGUCGAUGCGGGGGGAGGCCCUGCUGAAUGCCCGCCAGAUCGCCCUGCAGCUCCUCAGCAAACUGGACAAAAAAAUCAAGAUCAACAUUAUGUUAUUUGGUACAGAACAAAGCGAUGCCUUCAUGUUCUCCAAAGUUCUUGGGGAUGCGCUUGAACCAGCCAAGAAGUUCAUCAGGAUCUCCUUACCAGUGGGGGGCAGCACUGAGCUGUGGAGGCCCCUGCGCAGCCUCAGUCUGCUGCCACCCUCCCGAGGCACCAGGAGCCUGGUGCUGCUGUCUGACGGCCACGUGCACAACCCCGCCCUCACCCUGGAGCUGGCCCGCAGCAACGCCGCCCACACGCGCCUCUUCACCUGUGGCCUCAGUAAAACUGCCAACAGACAUAUGCUGCGAGCUCUAGCCCAGGCAGGGGGGGCCUACGAGUUCUUUGACACAAAGACCCGACACACAUGGUCAGAAAAGGUGGAGUCACAGGUGAGGCGGUUGACGUCUCCAGGCUGCAGCUCGGUGGCGGUGAAGUGGCAGCUGUUCAACCCAACAGCGCCCCCUCCUGUUCAGGCCCCUGCGCAGCUCCACGCCCUCUUCAGCAACUGCCACACCUUGGUCUACGGCUUCGUACCCCACUGCACACAGGCUGCUCUCUAUGGAGACCUGUGUGGGAAAGAGAUUAAGACCAUGGUGUCCACCACAGAACUGCAGAAGAGUAAGGGCACGCUCCUUCACAAGCUCACAGCAAGAGCAGUUAUUAGAGAUUAUGAGGAUGGUAUUCUUCACAUGGAUGAAGUUGAACACGAGGGAAAGAAAGCCCAGAUGAAGUCCUUCAUCGUUGAGCUCAGCAAAGAGUUCUCCAUCCUCUCCCAGUUCACCAGCUUUGUGGCCAUUGAGGAGAGGGAUGCCACGAAGCCUGAUGAGGGGUUCACAGACAUCCCCAAACUGAUUGCAGAAGAGGAUGUUGACCUGUUACCUUAUAUGGGCUGGGAAGAUGAAGAGGAGAGAGGGGAGGAGUACGAAGAGACAUACGAGUUGUGUUCUGACAUGCUAUGUGAAGAUGAGGAGGAAGAUACAUACGAGUUGCGUGGUCGCAGACUGCUAUGUGAAGUGACGGAGGAAGAUGUAUUGGCCUUGGAUGAAUGUAACUACCGUUCUAUGGCCCUUCUAAGGUGUUUGACGGAUGACUCCCUUGUGGAUUCUAUCUUUGGGUUCCUAGGUGCCCCCUGCGUAGAAAGUGAAGAAGUGUAUGAUGACUUUUCUUCAAUGUUCGUUCCGGAAGACCCAAGUCUUGAGAGGUGUGCUCCUCUCCUCGAGGAGUCCUCCGUCUGGAAGAUGGCAGGAAAAUCAUUAGUACUGGGGCAUGGAAGUCCUGUAGCAAAUUCAGUCAGUGGUGCCGCCUCUACUCUUGCCCCUGCUCCUACUGUUACCCCUGCUCCUACUCUUGUCCCUGUCUGUGCCCCUUUCCCUCCCCUCGCCAUUGCCCAUGCCUCUCCCUAUACUCUCCCUAUCAUUGGUUCUGCCCGUGCUUCUCCUGGCCGUGCUCCUGCCUCUGAUUCUGCUCCUGCCGGUGCUCCUGCUCCUCCUCCUUCUGCAACCUUCUCUGGUCCUACCCCAGACCCUCCCCCUCCUGACGUGUUUCGUGCUCGGCGCUCUAGUGGUUUCGGUUUUGGAGGUGCCAAACAUGGACCUCCUCCUCAUCCUAAAUCCUCUCGGCACCGCUCUACUCCUUUUUUGGGCUUCCUCCGGUCAAGCCACUCCAGGCAUGCUGCUCCUCCUCCUCCUCCUAAAUCAUCUCUGCACCUCUCUGCUCCUCCUCCUCGUCCUCAAACCUCUCUGCACCUCUCUGCUGCUCCUCCUCAGGAGUGUGACUAUGCAGGUUUCUCAGGAAAUUCUUCUUUGGACUGUCUCUCUGCUCCCUCAGAUAUCAUCUCUGCCCCUUCUCCUCCUCCUUCUCCUCCUCCCCUUGUCUAUGUGGCUGCUACUCCUGCCGUUGCACGGAAGUCCAGAAAAGCACCUGUGCCGAAAAAGGCUUUCCACGACUUGAUGGAGGAGUGUUCUCACAGCCGGUCCAUGGCAGAAGACGGCGUACCUCUCAGCAUGAUUCAUCAUGUCAUCGAACAUGGGAAGAAAGCGAAAAAGGGGAUGCCACGGUAA
Messenger RNA from Clupea harengus (Atlantic herring), 3915 nucleotides. Its product is annotated as protein mono-ADP-ribosyltransferase PARP4-like. Gene Ontology annotation, cellular component: cytoplasm. The record is from RefSeq and is a predicted model, not a curated record. Lineage: Eukaryota; Metazoa; Chordata; Actinopteri; Clupeiformes; Clupeidae. Gene Ontology annotation, molecular function: NAD+ poly-ADP-ribosyltransferase activity.